AUGCCUAGAUUCGGUGUUGCGUUUAACAGGCGGAAGUCAACCGCAACCUCGGAGGAUUUUCAGCAUGCUUCAGUAACACCAGAGCAAUCGUCAUUCCGAGUUAUUGAGCGUACCGACCCUGCGCUCGGAAAAUCAUUUGACGGAGGCGCCCGAAUGGCCAGGAACUCUGGUCAUCACAUUCCUAAGUCUAGUCACCUGGAACUUGACACUGAAGAUAACAUGUUUGCCGACCUCAAGAGUGGCAACAGGCACAGCAAUGCCUCGACCGCUCCGUCUUCUACGAAUCUCGAUGGUCAGGACGAUUCCAAACAUUCCCAUUUACAGAAGAAGAACUUGCACGAGAUCGCUCCUCGACCUGGAGUAAAAUCCAGUGGGUCCGGAUUUCUGAACCGAGCGGGUCGAACAUUUUCUUUUGGGGUCCAGAAAAAACACAGCGCGUCUUCCCCAAAGAUCGACAAUAACGAUAUUCCUCCCGUUCCAGCCAUUCAACAGGAUGCUUUUAGUGGAAGAUCUAGAGGCUUGACCGAAUCUACAACCAGCACUGCUACACCGCCAAAGUUAGAGAUGAAGAAUGGGGGUAUGGAUAUGGGAGGUGAUUUCGGCUCCAUGUUCUCGUCCUUCGACAAGAGAGCGAGCGUCGCCACCAUGAGGGCUGACGGGUCCGCGGCUCCUCGCUCACUUACCAGCAACCGACCCAUCCAGCCGCCCCCUCUGAGUAUCAACAAGAUCACCAAGGUUGAGCCUGGCCCUGAGUCGUGGCACAGCCGGAACGAAGACGACAAUCUUCUCGGAUCUCAGCCUGGGACACCUGAGCUCGAUGACGUGCCGCCCCCUGUUCCGCGCCACCAGAGUUCCUUCAAGACCUCGAACCGGCCGUCCGAUAUCAUUGAGGAUGAAGACGCAAAGUUACUGCAGGAUUCCAUCGCAGUCGGAAGGUUGCUCUCCGAGUCCAGUAGCUCCAACCCUCCUUCCGGCCGUUAUCGACGGAACGAAGAUUCCUUUUCAUCGUUCGAAAGGAAGCCUCUCAACAGCAGCUUCAACAGAGGAGACGACAAUUUGUUCGAAGGGACUUCCGCUCAUUCUUCGCGUAUCACCAACCGUUUCAAUUCUCGAGCCCCUAGCCCACCACGAAACAACAAGGUCAUGACUCCGGCCCAGUUCGAACGAUACCGAAAAGACAAGGAGCGUCACGAUGCGAGCGAUGGAGUAAUGCGGUCAGCCCCCAACGAUGACGAUGACGAUGAAAUCAAUUACGAUGAUGAUGAGGACGAGAUCGAGAAGUCCAAGCAGCAAGCAAAGCAGAGAAGAAAGCAGGAGGCUCAUAUGGCAGUCUAUCGACAGCAGAUGAUGAAAGUCACUGGAGAGCAGCCCGAUAUGCAAUCACAUGAAAGGCCCGGACUGGCCAGCUCGAUGAGUGCACCCCAACUUCACCUCAUGAAGACACCAUCUCCCGGACCCCCGGCAGGUGCUUCUGACGAGGAUGAUGACGAGGAGGUUCCUUUGGCCAUUCUGCAGGCUCAUGGCUUCCCCAGCAAGAACCGACCACCCGCCAGACUCAGCACCAUGGGCUCCAACCCCAAUCUGCGAGCAUCAACCCAGCUGGCACCCCCAAGACCCGGCUCGGCAAUGGGCGAGAGCAGCAGUCAAAACCAGCGCCAUUCGAUGCUGCCUGCAUUCGCCCGCGGUCUUCCUCAGGACCCUUUUGUUGGUGCAGGCAUCGCAAAGCCUGCUAUGCGAGAGUCGCUCACUUUCAGCGGCGGUCUUCCUGCCUCAGAGUCUCAGCAAUCCUUGCCUCCUGGAGGGUUGGUUGGCGUGAUCGCCAGUGAGGAACGCUCAAGAGCUAUGCGCCGCGGCGGUCCUAACGCAAAUGGCCAGAAGUUCGUCCCCGGCAUGAACGCGCCCCAAGGACCUCCUUUCGACAACAUGCCCCAAGGUGUCAUGAACGGCAUGGGUGGCAUGUACAAUAUGCCAGGCAUGGGCAUGUCUCAACAACAGAUGCCUAUGCCCAUGGCGCCACCACAGCUCACUGUGGGAGACCAGGCACAGCUUCAAAUGACCCAGCAGAUGUCACAGUUCAUGCAGAUGCAGAUGCAGUUUAUGCAAAUGAUGGCUACCAACAACCAGCAGCAGCAGCAACCCGGGAUGAUGCCACCGAUGCAGCCUUAUGGUGGACUCUCUGCCACUCAAUCUAUGAAUGACCUCUCUUCUCGCCACUCAAUGAUGCUUGAGCCAGCUCUAGAGCCUCCCCGCCGUAUGGACGCCGGAAUGCGUACCAUGAGCAUGGUGGCGCCACCUUCAGGCGCUCCCUUCCUGCCACCAUCUGGCGGGUACGCUGGUUCGAUUCACGGCAUGCCCCAUAUGGGAUACACCCCGUCAAUUGCACCAUCCGAGCGAAGCAACAUUGGUCUUCCCGGCCGAUAUCGCCCAGUAUCUCAAAUGCCGGCUGCUGCAGCCCCCGAUCCCCACCGACGAACCAACACUAUGUCUGGAGCGUUGGGUCGCUGGGAUGACCCCAAGGGCAAGUCUACUAUUAACGUUGUAAGCGCCGCAGGCGACGGUUCAGAUGAUGACGAUGAGGAAGGGUGGGAGGCGAUGAAGGCCAAGCGAGACAAGAAGCGUAGCAUGUGGAAGUCAAAGAAGGGACUGGGAAGCGAUUUUGGAACCAUGAUAUAA
Messenger RNA from Fusarium subglutinans, 2673 nucleotides. RefSeq lists its product as uncharacterized. NCBI's taxonomy places the organism in Eukaryota, Fungi, Ascomycota, Sordariomycetes, Hypocreales, Nectriaceae. The transcript is spliced from 2 exons. The coding region runs from base 1 to 2673 and encodes 890 amino acids. The record is from RefSeq and is a predicted model, not a curated record.